This is a messenger RNA of Musa acuminata AAA Group (dessert banana), 888 nucleotides long. Its product is annotated as cytochrome P450 71A9-like. Lineage: Eukaryota; Viridiplantae; Streptophyta; Magnoliopsida; Zingiberales; Musaceae. The record is from RefSeq and is a predicted model, not a curated record. Gene Ontology annotation, molecular function: iron ion binding; heme binding; monooxygenase activity. Bases 1 to 888 code for a protein of 295 amino acids. The transcript has 3 exons.
AUGGUCAACCUGAGCGAGUUGCUGUUCUCGCUUUCCUGCAAUAUGACAUGCAGAACUGCCUUAAGCUCUGGCUUCGACGAUGGAGGCGACAUCCAACUCCACGACAAGCUCAGAGAAGCCCAAGCGGCGUUAGGUGGCUUGUUUUUAUCUGAUUACUUACCAUUGUUGGGGUGGGUUGAUAGGCUGAGUGGGAUGAGAUUCAGACUUGAAAGGGCCUAUCUUAAGCUCGAUAGCAUCUACCAACGCCGUAUAGAUUACCACCAAGAUCGAUUCAGGCAGCAAGGUAAAGAAGAUGGAGACGUCUUAGAUGAUUUUCUCCGCAUGCAAAAGGAUGAAGAGGGUCUAACAGAAGACCACAUCAAAGGAGUGCUCAUGAAUAUUUUCAUUGCUGGGACAGACACAUGCUCGGCAACCGUGGAGUGGGCGAUGGCGGAGAUCAUCAGACAACCUGAGCUGAUGAAGAGAGCACAAGACGAGGUAAGAGGAUGUGUCAGAAGCAAAGGGGAGGCGGAGGAGAGUGACCUUCACCAACUUCAUUUCUUCAAGUGUGUCGUCAAGGAGACAAUGAGGCUGCACCCUCCCGCUCCGCUGCUAAUUCCUAGGGAAACCAUGCAGCACUUUAAGCUUAAUGGCUAUGAUAUUCUACCCAAAACAUGGAUGUAUGUGAAUGCUUGGGCAAUAGGAAGAGAUCCCAAUUCGUGGGGGAGGCCUCAUGUCUUUGAUCCACAGAGGUUCAUGCAUGACUCCAUGGAGGCAAAUGGGCAUGACUCCAAAAUGUGUUUUUGCCAGCUCGGUAAAUUUGUGCUUCUACCAACUCGGUUUUCAGCAAACAUAAUGCUUGGGGCUUUCAACUUGAUGUUUGUCUUAGAGAUCUCUCCAGGAGUUUGA